CUCUAUUGCCAGUAAUCUCAACAAAAAUAGCAAAAAUUUGAACAAACUUAAUAUAAGCAUAUAUAGAGUUGAUUUACCAUGGAAAGGCCGAACAAGAACAAGCGGGUCGUGCGCGAUGAAAAACAACGGGAGCUAAAGCUUGAGGAUGUGGUGCUGAGAUCCUUAGACGAAUGCACCACAAAUGAGGACAAAUUGAAAGUGCUAUUGCAGCGGCACGUGGAGAGCGAAAAAACAGUGACCCGGCUCACCGCCGAGAUGCGUGCGCUACAGCGGCAUAUGGAGUGCCAACAACGGGAGAAGGAGCAGGUGCAGCGGGAGCUUAACAAGAGCGUUCUCAUGAGGGAUAAGCUGCAAGAGGUGUGCCGGGAGCAGCAGCGCAUACUUAAGUCUGUGAAAAACGAGAGUAUGCUGCAAAUCAAGGUCGAGGAGGAACGACGCAAGGAGAGUCAAACGAAAUUUCAGAGUUCGUUAAACGAGGUGCAAAAGUCGCUGUCCAAAAACAACGAGGAGAACGUUAAAUUACGUGAUUACAACAUCGAAAUGACCAAAAAAUUGAAACUUUUAGCUGAACAAUAUCAGGCACGUGAGAAGCACUUGGAAAAGCUGAACGAGCAAGUCCAGCUCGAGUCUCAGCUGCAUCAGGCGAAGCUCAGCAAGGCUCAGGUUGAAGCUGCUAUGGAAAAAGAAAUACUAACCAAAGAGAAUCAGAUUGGUCUGGAGAAAUUGUUGCAGGCACAGCGCUCGAUCAAGGAUCUAACGGAACGGGAGCAACAGCUCAAAGAGCAACUUAAUAUCUACACGGCGAAAUACGAUGAGUUUCAGCAAUCGCUUAAGAAAUCCAAUGAAGUCUUUGGCAGUUACAAGAUCGAGCUAGAGAAAAUGUCCAAGCACACCAAGAAAAUUGAGAAGGAAGCACUGGGCUGGCGCCAAAAGUAUGAGAAAGCGAACGGAAUGGUCAUUGAAUUGGCCACCGAAAAACAACAACGAGACCAGCAGGCGGAACGCCUACAAAAACAGGUGGAUCAGCUGCAGAAGCUACUGCGCGCACUGCAACUAGAGCGUACAACACUUCACCAGACUCUUCGUGAGAAUCAAAUUCCGAUUCCUGCUAUGCCACAGCUGCCGCCCGAGCCAGAGCCCAUUAAAGUCGUGCCCAUCAACACGGACAGUGCCAAAAUGGAGCUGAUGACUCGCAACUGUGCUGAACUGAAGCAGACCCUGGCCAACUUGCAGAAUCAAAUGAAGCUGCUUACCACAAAUGAUGCGAAAAUAGCCGAAGCAGAAAGGAAACAAGCCGCCGAAGAGCAACAGAGGGCAAACAAUAUCAAGAAGAACAAUAAGAAAAAGGCCAAGUCAAAGGCUAAAGCUGCAGCAGCGGCUGCGGCAGCGGCGGCUGCUACCGACGGGGAAGCGGAUACUCCCAGGCCUGAACGGCCAACAGAUGCAGAUGCACAAGCACAAGCUGAGGCAGUGCCUGAGCCUAAGGCUGAGCCCGAGCUGGAGCCAGAGGCAGAGGUUGAGGCCGAGGGCGAGGCUGACGCCGACGCGGAGGCAGCAGAGUGUGAAAUUGUAGAAUCUGACAAUGUGGAGCAUCCCAAAUCUUCUGAAGCUUCUGAAGGGAACUGCAGUGCAAACGAUUAUGAUGCCGGAAAAGUGCCAGAAUCUCAGCAAGCGUCUGUUGACCAAUCGGAAGUGCCUGCACUGAUUGAUGCCAAGUAGGAUCGGGGGCUCGACAUAAAUGCGCCUCCCUCCUCGACUGUCAAUGUGCUUGUGCUUGAAAUUAUUGCAACCUUCUUGUAUAUGUGCAUUUUGAUGUAUUCAUUUUUACAAAUAUUUAUGUACUUUAACCAAACCAAUGUAAAACCACCAGCGGAAUAGAAAGAAGGAAAGAAAA
This is a messenger RNA of Drosophila navojoa, 1894 nucleotides long. Its product is annotated as beta-taxilin. Lineage: Eukaryota; Metazoa; Arthropoda; Insecta; Diptera; Drosophilidae. Gene Ontology annotation, molecular function: syntaxin binding. The record is from RefSeq and is a predicted model, not a curated record.